GUUCUCCCAACCUCUCUGGGGAGCCAGAGGACAAGAGGCAGGGCUUUGGCACCAGCCAGGCCUAUAUUCACAUCCCAGCUCUGCGGUUCUGAGACUCUUAUCACAUCACCUCCUCCUGGAAGCUACCCUGAUUGUCUUCACCUCCUUUCUUGAAAUCUGGUGUCUCAGAAGUUAACAGAAGGCUUGUGUAAAUGCCCUAGGUGUGUGCUGUUGGGAGGGGCACAGCCCCCUGUGAUGGGAACACCACAUUCAGAUUCAUCAGUUUGGUAUUUGUUGAAUGCAGCAUUAGAGAGAAAAUUUGUCUACUUUGGAAAGGAAUUUGGCAACAUAUUCCAAGAAUCAGAAAAAUGUUUAUGCUCUCAGUUUUAGCAGGAGGACCCCUUCCACAGUCUGCCCAGGCUGGAGCCAGUUUUGUUCUGCCUGUUCUCAUUUUUGGCUGUGAAAACAACAGUCACGCUUACUGAAUAUUUACUCCGUGCCUGAUACCGUUCCAGGCACUUUGACCUGCGCUAAUUUAAUCCUUACAACAGUCCUACGAGGGUUGCCUGAGGCCCUGCCGCCCCGUGGAUCAUGUUUAACGGGGAGCCAGUUCCAGCCUCAGCUGCGGCCUCCAGGAACGUGGUGCGGAGCUCCAGCAUCAGCGGCGAAAUCUGCGGACCCCAGCAGGCUGGGGACGGGACCGGGACCACCACGGCCAAGAAGCGGCGCAGCAGCCUCGGGGCCAAGAUGGUGGCCAUCGUGGGCCUGACCCAGUGGAGCAGGGGCACACUCCAGCUCCCCCAGGCUGAAGGGGCCACCAAGAAACUGCGCAGCAACAUCCGGCGGAGCACGGAGACGGGUGUUGCCGUGGAGAUGCGGAGUCGGGUCCCUCGCCAGGGCAGCCGGGAGUCCACGGACGGGAGCACCAACAGCAAUAGCUCCGAUGGCACGUUCAUAUUCCCCACCACCCGGCUUGGAGGUGAAAGCCAGUUCAGCGAUUUCCUGGAUGGCCUGGGACCAGCCCAGAUUGUUGGGCGACAGACGCUGGCAACGCCACCAAUGGGGGAUGUGCACAUUGCCAUCAUGGACCGGAGCAGCCAGCUGGAGGUGGAAGUGAUUGAGGCUCGGGGCCUGACCCCCAAACCAGGCUCCAAAUCGCUCCCAGCCACCUAUAUCAAGGUUUACCUACUUGAGAACGGGGCCUGCUUGGCCAAGAAGAAGACAAAGGUGGCCAAGAAGACCUGUGAUCCCCUGUACCAGCAGGCUCUGCUCUUUGACGAGGGGCCCCAGGGCAAGGUGCUGCAGGUGAUUGUCUGGGGAGACUAUGGCCGCAUGGACCACAAGUGCUUCAUGGGCAUGGCCCAGAUCAUGCUGGACGAGCUGGACCUGAGUGCCGCGGUCACCGGCUGGUACAAACUCUUCCCCACGUCCUCAGUGGCAGACUCUACGCUCGGCUCCCUCACCAGGCGCCUGUCCCAGUCCUCCCUGGAGAGUGCCACGAGCCCCUCAGGCUCCUAAGGGCCUCAGGAAGAGGCCUGGAUGCAGUGUGGGAAGGGGUGCUGCCACCCCCCGUCUCCUCCCCUGUACAUAGUCUUCACGUCUUUCUGGACCCCUUGCCUUGCUGCAUGCCUGUUGGCUACUGGGCCUGUCCCAGCUGGCAGUGGAGACUCUAGUAUGUGUGCGUGUGUGUCUGUGUGUGUGUCUGUGUGUGACCAUGUUAGAUCUGUUCAUUUGUCUGGGUGUAUUUGGUCUUAGUGACUAUAUGGGCUGAAAUCCACGUCUCUCUGUGUCUCGUUGUGAAGAAACCCAAAGGAGAGUUGCGUGGACGGGACUCCAUUUGAGUCCAGGGGUGGAAGUGGGAGACGCAGCCAUUGGUCCAUCCCACCUGGUCCUAGGCUCAGGGCAGAGCCUGCGUGUCCCCGCCUGUGCCUGUUCUUGGUGGUCCCUGCUUAGUUUUCUGUCUUGUUCUUUGUUCCACCUCUGCCUCUCCCAGCGCCUCUGCUCUUUUUUGAGGAAUGUAGCGUCCACUGCAGCUGGCCACAGCGAGGCCCCUCUGGGAACCCUGACACCCCUCCUCUUCGCUGGGCACUCCGGCUGCUCUUCCCACCGAAUGCAUCCACAGCACGUAGCAUCUCACCUAGCGCCCUGGCCAGGGCUCCGGGAGGCAGACGAUGCCGGGGAGCUGAGGGCUUAAAGACCGCUUUCUCCCUCGGGCCGGCGCCACCUCCUUCCUACAAGUGAGAUUGAAGGAGGUGUCAGUUCCCAGGGUUGCAGGCCAGGGACCUUGGAGGAAAGUGCUGGUACCUCCCUUAGAAUUGUUCACCUCCUGUUUCCCUCCAAGCCUCCUCACUUGCGACAUGCCAAAGGAGCUCUCCCAGCGGACCCCAGGUGGUGUGGAGUGGACGGUCUUGACAUGCAAGAGGUUGGCCUCAUAGGGACGUUACCUGCCAAAGUGGGCAGCCCCUGGCGGCACCUGUGUCCAUCCCAGUUCCUGAGGGUGGCCCUGUGCCCCUCUGGGCUCGUCCUGGAGGGGCCUGGCUUGUUGAGGAUGUGCCCAGGGCAGGGCUGCUGGCAGGAAUGAGGAGGGCUGGGGCUGACUUGCUCUGUGAAGCCUGUCCGACCUUUGGGGAUUAGCUGCAUGAAGUUGAUUAUUGGGGGCUCUAUUUUUUUUUUUUUUUUU
Molecule: messenger RNA, 2659 nt
Organism: Globicephala melas (long-finned pilot whale)
Lineage: Eukaryota; Metazoa; Chordata; Mammalia; Artiodactyla; Delphinidae
Source: RefSeq, a predicted model, not a curated record